AGCAGAGCUGGGGCACGCCUGAGUAGGAGGGUGGAAAGGUGGGCAGGUACCCAGCAGCGGUGCCUCGCUGGGUCUCUGCAUCCUCCUGGAGCGGCAGCAGUGCAGGUGAACCCAGAGGCCACGUGACCCUCAGGCUGGCAGAAUGCAUGACUGGCACCAGAUCUUCGACCAAAACGUGGUGGUCCCUCCACACCCACAGCGCGCACGCCAGCCCUCGCGGGAGUCGACGGCGUUCCAGUGUGUCCUGAAGUGGCUCGAUGGGCCGCUGGCCCAGCAGGGAGUGCUGGAGGUGCUGUCAGAGGUGGGGUGCCAUCUUCGCGUGUCUCUCUUCGAUGUCACCUACCGACACUUCUUCGGGAGGACGUGGAAGAGCACAGCGAGGCCGGUGGACCCGCUCUCGAGGCAGCCGUCCAGGGUCGUCUUCCAUGAGCCCCUGUAUUUCCACACGUCGCUGAGCCACCCUCACAUCGUGGCGGUGGUGGAGGUGGUCGCCGGCGGCAGGAGACGGGACGGCGCCCUCCAGGCUCUGUCGUGUGGGUUCGGAAUUCUUCGGCUCUUCAGCAACAAGCCGGAGUCUCCCUGCUCUGCCUCCCAGGACAAGCGGCUGAGACUGUAUCACGGCACCCCCAGAGCCCUGCUGCACCCACUGAUGCAGGACCCCCUCGAACAAAACAAGCUCCUGACGGUCAUUGAGAGCUGCAGCCUGCAGUACACGCUGAGGCUGCACCCGGCCCUGGAGCCCGCCUUCCACCUCCUGCCCGAGAACCUGCUGGUGUCCGGCCUGCAGCCCGUGCCCGGCCUCCUUCCGGCUCCCGGGAACUCGGGUGAUGCCCUCCGAAAGCCUCGCCUGCAGAAGUCGGUCACGUGGUACUUGGAUGACGUGUUCUUCACGCUGUACCCUUCCCUUGAGAAAUUUGAGGAGGAGCUUCUGGAACUCCUUGUCAGCGACCACUUCCGGGAGCUCUGGAAACCAGGCUCUGGUUCUGAGAAGCCGCCUCCGCCUCCCCGAGAUGGUCCGUCACCCCGCGUUCGCCAUCGUCUUUCACCUGGAGUACGUGUUGAACAGCCCCGCGGGAGCAGACGGCCACGUAAGGUCCCCCGUGUCGGGUGGUUUCAGGGUGACCCUGAGGCGCCCUCCCUUCAGCUCCGGAACGUGGGGUGUGAAGCCCUCUGCACCACCACCCUCCCCUGGAACACGCCUCACAGUGUGGCGUACCUGCUUGGCCUGGGUGCGUUUGCAGGACUUUCCUCAUCAGAACCAGGCGAGCCAGACAAAUGUGCUUUUCUCUGGACGCUGACUCCUGAGUGCAGUGUCCUCGUGUGCAGACCGCUGGGCUGUACGCUGCACGCUGUACCGUUCUGGCCUCGCUGUGUGCCUAAGCUGGGGAGCCACAGCGGUCGGGAGCUAGAGCCUGUCUCCCAGGGCCGCGUGGCUGAGCCCGAGAGCCACAGCGGUCGGGAGCUAGAGCCUGUCUCCCAGGGCCGCGUGGCUGAGCCCGAGAGCCACAGUGGUCAGGAGCUAGAGCCUGUCUCCCAGGGCCGCGUGGCUGAGCCGGGGAGCCACAGUGGUCGGGAGCUAGAGCCUGUCUCCCAGGGCCGCGUGGCUGAGCCCGAGAGCCACAGCGGUCGGGAGCGAGAGCCUGUCUCCCAGGGCUGGGUGCCUAAGCCGGGGAGCCACAGUGGUCAGGAGCUAGAGCCUGUCUCCCAGGGCUGGGUGGCUGAGCCUGAGAGCCACAGUGGUCAGGAGCUAGAGCCUGUCUCCCAGGGCCGCGUGGCUGAGCCCGAGAGCCACAGCGGUCGGGAGCUAGAGCCUGUCUCCCAGGGCCGCGUGGCUGAGCCCGAGAGCCACAGUGGUCAGGAGCUAGAGCCUGUCUCCCAGGGCCGCGUGGCUGGAGAGAUGUCUGGGCUAAUCGCGUGUCCAGUGUGGACCAGUCUCCGCAGUCUGUGA
Messenger RNA from Molossus molossus (Pallas's mastiff bat), 1948 nucleotides. RefSeq lists its product as uncharacterized. The transcript is spliced from 9 exons. NCBI's taxonomy places the organism in Eukaryota, Metazoa, Chordata, Mammalia, Chiroptera, Molossidae. Gene Ontology annotation, biological process: negative regulation of canonical Wnt signaling pathway; protein localization to ciliary transition zone. Bases 143 to 1948 code for a protein of 601 amino acids. Gene Ontology annotation, cellular component: ciliary transition zone; cytoskeleton; ciliary base. The record is from RefSeq and is a predicted model, not a curated record.